Saccostrea echinata is the source of this 389-nucleotide messenger RNA. RefSeq lists its product as uncharacterized. NCBI's taxonomy places the organism in Eukaryota, Metazoa, Mollusca, Bivalvia, Ostreida, Ostreidae. The transcript has 3 exons. The record is from RefSeq and is a predicted model, not a curated record. The coding region runs from base 1 to 309 and encodes 102 amino acids.
AUGAAGACCUUUCUGGCUCUAAUUGCUGCUCUUUUACUGGUUGGUUGUGCGUGGUGCCAGAGAUCAAGAUCCAGGGGGGCUUCAAGACAACAGCCGUCAUCUGGAAUGUCAGAAACUAUGAUGAACUAUAUGAUGAUGAAGUCAUUAAUGGGCCCAGGAGGGGGAAUGUUCGGAGGAAAUAACUUACUAGGAUUGAUGAUGCUGGGAGGCGGGGAAAUGAUGGCCAUGGACGAUUUGAUGCAGAUGAUGAUGUUGAGGCGUAUGAUGGGUGGUGGAGCAGGUGGAGGGCCAAAGGCCACACAGGGUUAAAUGUCUCCUAAAGAAGAUCUACAACGACACACAUAACUCCAUUGUUGUUUGUUAUAAUUUUUGUAACACUUGUACAUUGU